This is a messenger RNA of Prunus dulcis (almond), 910 nucleotides long. RefSeq names its product iron-sulfur cluster assembly protein 1-like. Gene Ontology annotation, cellular component: cytoplasm; mitochondrial matrix. Gene Ontology annotation, biological process: intracellular iron ion homeostasis; iron-sulfur cluster assembly. The record is from RefSeq and is a predicted model, not a curated record. Gene Ontology annotation, molecular function: 2 iron, 2 sulfur cluster binding; ferrous iron binding. Bases 125 to 646 code for a protein of 173 amino acids. NCBI's taxonomy places the organism in Eukaryota, Viridiplantae, Streptophyta, Magnoliopsida, Rosales, Rosaceae. The transcript is spliced from 3 exons.
UCUCAAUCCCUAAUUUUUUUUUUGUUGCUAUCCCAAUCCAGCUCUCUGUCCUCGUUCACAAAAUUAGCAAGUAUCACCUGAGAGGUUCGAAGAAGAAGUAGAAGAAACCAACCACAAAGCGAAAAUGUUGAGGCUUGCGGCGAAGAGACUUCUCCAAGGGGGGCGGCUAGGGUCACAUGAGGUUCAGUCACCGGCGGUCCUGAGCCUGACACGUUUUUACCAUGAGAGGGUGGUGGACCACUACGAUAACCCGCGCAACGUCGGUUCGUUCGACAAGCAUGAUCCUACGGUGGGCACGGGACUCGUCGGUGCGCCCGCUUGUGGCGAUGUGAUGAAGCUCCAGAUUAAGGUCGAUGACAGCACGGGAAAGAUUGUUGAUGCUUGCUUCAAGACCUUUGGCUGUGGAUCGGCCAUUGCCUCUUCUUCUGUCGCUACUGAAUGGGUGAAGGGGAAACAAAUGGAGGAAGUCUUGACUAUUAAGAACACAGAGAUUGCAAAACAUCUUUCUCUUCCUCCUGUUAAGCUUCACUGUAGCAUGCUCGCUGAGGAUGCUAUCAAGGCAGCUGUUAAAGAUUAUCAGGCCAAGCAAACCAAAUCGAAUGGCAGUACAGAGGCAGCUCCUGUUGAGAAGGCUGCUAAUGCUUGAUUUUUCUUUCAUGUCAAAUGAUGAUGAAAAAUAUCUGGGUCCAGUUUUCCAUCUGUUGGUUGCCUACUAGUUAUUGUAAUAAUGGUUGUACUGGAUUAGACUAGCGUCAAAGCUUCGUAUUUUCUCUGUGUUUUUUGCUGUCGGAUUGCACAUGUAUGAACAAACAAGUUCGUAAGUCUACUGUAAAUUAGAGAUAUGAAGGCUGUUUUAAAUGCGUUCCUGAUUUCAAUAAAUAAUUUAAUUAUUUAUGCAAUUCGAUCUUCA